Molecule: messenger RNA, 3513 nt
Organism: Phalaenopsis equestris
Lineage: Eukaryota; Viridiplantae; Streptophyta; Magnoliopsida; Asparagales; Orchidaceae
Biological process (GO): recombinational repair
Molecular function (GO): ATP hydrolysis activity
Source: RefSeq, a predicted model, not a curated record
UAAAAUAUUCCGAGACCACAAUCUCUGAACCAGUGCACAAUCAUUGAAGCCCGCAACCUAUAUUUAUAUUUAGCACCAACCAAUUUACAGAUCAGAUCCAUGAACAUUAGAUUCCGUCUCUUUCUCCUUUCAAAGGAUUAUUAUAUGGAAGACUGUGUUCCUCUUUAGCUCUUUCUUCUGUCUCCAUUGCUGCUACUGCUCCCCGUUUGAUUGAUGCUCCAGCAACUUUUAUGUUUGAAGUUUGAAUGCCCUCUCUUUUCCCAUGCUUCUGUAGCUGCUGCACUUCGUAUUUGCUCUUUUCCAUCCAUCUUUUGAUGGCGCAAAAGCUCUCAUGAAAAUGCUGUGACUUUCUUGUUGGUGGUGCUUUUGCUUUGUUUUCUCUUCUUCAGCAAGAUCAAAUUUUGUCUUUGCUUCUUCCAUGGAAGAAUCAUCUCCCCCCGAAGCUCUGAAAGAAAUUCAGACGAUUUCCUCUGAAUUAAAUCCAAAGCCAUUAACAAUCAAAACAUCAAACCCUGCUUCGGAAGGCUUUAUUGGCAGUAUUUCUGCUCCAAUCUCUCCUUCCAUAUCCAUUACUCCUCACCUCAACUCACCAUCUCCUCCUUCCUCAGCCUUUGUUUCUGCAUUGCAGUCUCCUUAUAUUUCUCCAAGAGCAGUAGAACCACCAAAACAAUCGAUAGAAACGCAUACUACGACCACCACUACAAACACAACUCCAACAACAGUGACAUCAAAUCCGUCACCUAUCUCCUUCUCCGGCGACGACAACCGGAGCACAUCCAACACUCCUUCAGAGAGGUAUGACUUUACUGAGCGAAUAGAACAAAGGCCUAAGUUCUCCGAUGCUGCUGCUCCCAGGAUAUCCUUCUCCUUCCCAGCCCCAAGAGUCCCCUUCACAAAAGGAUUUAGUUCUCCUUGCGCCAAUGCGAAGCUUAGGAGCUGUGACGUCUACAUUGGAUUCCACGGCCAGAGCCAAAACUUGGUUAGAUUCUGCAAAUGGCUCAAAUCAGAGCUUGAACUUCAGGGCGUUGCUUCCUUUGUGGCCGAUCGAGCAAAGUACUCUGAUAGUCAGAGCCAUGAGAUCGCUGAUAGAAUCAUUUGUUCAGCAACUUAUGGCAUUGUUGUUGUGACAGCGUCUAGCUUUCUCAAUCCUCCGACUGUAGAAGAAAUAAGGUUUUUUGCUCAGAAGAAGAAUCUCAUCCCUCUGUUAUUCAAUACGGAGCUUUCAGAGAUCAGUAGUUUGGUUGAAGGCAGAUUAGAGGUUAAAGACUGUAGAGAUGCUUUUGAAGGAUUGGUAACGGGCGAUGAAUUCAAGCUCGAAGCGAAUGAUGGCAACUGGAGAAGUUGCGUGAUGAAAACUGUGACAAUAUUGAGGUUGAAACUUGCAAGGAAGAGCUUAGAAGAGAAAGAGAGAGAUAAUGGAGUAGAGGAGCUGCCAUUUCCACAAAACCGAUUUUUUGUAGGGAGGGAGAAAGAGCUGACUGAGAUUGAAGCUGCAUUUUUCGGAAAAGCUGAACCAGAAAUCGAGUACCCAAAACCGGUUAUCACCAGUGGCGGCGGAUUAAGUGAUGGUUUUGCUGACGAGGAAAGCGAUUCAAUCCGAAGCAAUGGCAGAUACAUCUGUUUGGAGAUGAGAAAAUCGAAAGAGCCUACAUUGGAAUCUUGGGUUGAGCCUGUAGUGGAUCUUGGCUCCAAGGGAAGAAGCCUUCAGCGCCAGCGAUCGAAGCAUAAGAAAUCUCGAAGCGGAGGCAAAGGUUAUGGAAACUCAAAUGUUGUAUGCAUCAAUGGUGUUUCAGGAAUAGGAAAAACAGAGCUAGCUUUGGAGUUUGCUUACAGAUACUUUCAAAGAUACAAGAUGGUUCUUUGGGUUGGUGGAGAGGCAAGAUAUUUCAGGCAGAACUUACUGAACUUGUCAACAAGUUUAGGUUUGGAUGUCAGCGCUGAGGCAGAGAAGGAGAAGGGGAGAAUCAAAAGCUUUGACGAGCAGGAAUUCGACACGUUUCAGCGAGUGAAGAAGGAAUUGUUCAGGGAUGUGCCAUUCCUGUUAGUAAUCGACAAUCUCGAGACUGAAAGGGAGUGGUGGGAGGGCAAGGGCCUACAUGAUUUGAUUCCAAGAAAUACUGGAGCAACUCAUGUAAUAAUUACAACUCAACUAUCCAAAGUCUUGAACUCUGAUCCAAUUCAGCUGCCGCCGCUUUCAGUGGCAGAUUCAUUGGUGCUACUCAGAGGGAGGAGGAAGAAUGAUUAUUUUUCUGAGGAGCUUGAGAUUCUCGGAAACUUUGCCGAAAGAUUGGGGAGGUUGUGCUUUGGACUGUGGCUGAUUGGUUCACUGCUAUCUGAACUAAAGAUGUCACCAUCUGCGCUAUACGAAGCCAUUGACAGAAUCUCCCUCAAUGAGAUCUCCUUCUCUUUGAUUGAUGAUGAAUUUCUGCAAAACAAUCUCUUCCUCGUGAAGACACUAGCUUUCAGCUUUGCGGUACUGGAAAACGCUAAAGGAAGGCAAAGGCUAGCACUGAGAAUGAUUCUCUCUGGUGCUUGGCUUGCUCCAGCUCCAGUGUCAUCAGAAUUGCUCGCAGCCGCCGCUGAGAAGAAAAACGGGUUCCAUGACUGGGGAAAGUCCCUUCCUUCAUCCUUAUGCUGCUGUUGUCCUCGCAGUGGAGUUGAAUCCGCACUCAUGCUUGCCAAGCUAGGCCUGGCCAGGAGAACCACAACGCAGCCAGGUUGCUACAUCCAACUCCACCCAAUCACCCAACUUUUUGCUAGGAAACAAGGUGGUGCACUACCUGCUAAGUCCGCAGUGCUUGGAGUGAGGAAGUUGGGGAUCACCACAUCAAACACCAGCCAUCUUUGGGCUUCCGCGUUCCUCCUGUUUGGAUUCAAGUCCGAGCACCCACUUGUUCAACUCAAGGCGUCCGACAUCGUACUGUUCAUAAAAAAGAUAGCUAUUCCACUGGCACUUCAAUCUUUCGUGACAUUUUCAAGGUGCAAUUCAGCAUUGGAGCUGCUGAAAGUGAGCACGAAUGUGCUUGAGGAGGUGGAGAAGUCUUUUGUGUCGCAAAUUGAGGACUGGAGCCAUGGACCUCUGUGCUGGAACAAGAGGUUGCUGGCUAACCAGAGAGUGAAUGAGUUUGUUUGGCAGGAGGUGACAUUGCUCAAGUCUGUGUUGCUUGAGACUAGAGCAAAGCUGCUGUUGAGGGGAGGGCAUUUUGACAGUGGUGAGGAGCUAUGCAGGACUUGUAUUAGUAUCAGGACUGUAAUGCUUGGCCAUAAUCAUGCACAAACUUUGGCGGCUCAGGAGACAUUAGCAAAGCUGGUCAGAUACAGGAGCAAGAUUUAGUGUUUUUUAUUCUAGCAUUUGAAAAUGGAUAUGAGGAAAUUUUCUGCAGUUGGAACAUCCAGAUUUAUGAGUUGCUGGACCUUGUUCUGAAAUUUUUGUUGUCUAGUUUUGUACUCAAGUUUGCAGGUGUAUAUGUAUGCAGAGAUUAUUAUGUUAAGUCUAUUUCAAAUUUUUAUAAU